Messenger RNA from Acaulospora morrowiae, 771 nucleotides. Lineage: Eukaryota; Fungi; Glomeromycota; Glomeromycetes; Diversisporales; Acaulosporaceae. The record is from the annotation of a GenBank genome assembly.
AUGAGUUCUUUAGAUGAUUUUAUACAUAAAAAUCCCAGGAAUUUUUUGGGAAAUAAGAAAAGUAAAAUUGAACACGUUUCCCAGGAAGAAAAAAGAACACCAAACAAAAAUUCUGGAAACGAUUCUCUGGAACGUAUUGACACGCCGACAAAAUCAUAUUAUUGCGGAUAUUUAAGACAGAAAAAUACUUCAAGGUUAUCGAGGUCACCUAAAGAUUCUUACAGAAAUGACAAUCCAGUAUUUCGACAGGUGUCAACCGAAACUGAUAGACUAACCAGAUCGGAGGCCGAAGGAAAUGGAACACGGACGAUUCCCACGAAUCUUCAUGAAGGAAAUGAGGGAGUUACAGAGAGACAUUUAAGCCAUAAUGUUAGUAAAAGAACUUUGGUUGAUUUAUCCCUUCAGUCUUAUCAACCCCAACGUUUGCUAGGAGAUUCGCAGAGAAUGAAGCAAAUAGAACUUUAUUUAAACCGAUUUCACACACAAGCCAUUCUCGAUGCCAAAGAACGUUCCCAAAUCAUCAGAAAACAAUCAAAAUCCAAUAUCAAUCGAUACGAUAUCUUAUUGCGCGUUGACCUGGGAAUUCUUUUGGAUUUCAGUCCUGAGCUUGGCAACGACCUCCUUAAUAAUUUCUUCACGCUAAAUCUGCAAGAAGACAUCGCGGCAAAUUGCUUAUUAUCUCUUCGAUCUAUGUCCAACUCAGAAGGAACACUGUCAGAACAGGUUAGAUGCAAAAUCCGAUUGAAUUUUUUACCAGAACUUCCCGAGUGA